This is a messenger RNA of Phytophthora nicotianae INRA-310, 3171 nucleotides long. RefSeq lists its product as hypothetical. The transcript is spliced from 10 exons. The coding region runs from base 1 to 3129 and encodes 1042 amino acids. The record is from RefSeq and is a predicted model, not a curated record. Gene Ontology annotation, molecular function: calcium ion binding. Lineage: Eukaryota; Oomycota; Peronosporomycetes; Peronosporales; Peronosporaceae. Gene Ontology annotation, cellular component: membrane.
AUGAGAGCUUACCAUCCGCUUAACGACGUCGAUGGCGACGGGGAUAAGCCUGUCGAGCUUACGGAAGCGGAGAAGGAAUUGUUGACGCUGCUCAAGUCUCGUGGUGUGCCUAGUAUCUGCGAAUCUAUUAGUCGAGAGAUUAAUUACGCGUGGGCUGUUCUCUCGGGUUUCAAGACGUUGGCCAAUGUGGGCAAUUUCUACUUUGCCUGUGGCAGUCAAACUUUCGGAUACAAUCCAGGUUUCGACUUCUUUGGGGCCAAUGGGAUGCAACUCGCGGUCUUUGCAUUACACAAGUUCGUACACAAUGAGCAUGUGCUAGUUCCAGUACUUGACUGUAUCGACAUUUACUCGAAGUUGCAUGUUGAUGGAGCACUUGAAUUCCUCGCAGCGGACGACGCCAAAGAGAUUUUGAUGAAAUGCGUCCGUUUCCAUGACAACAAACACGAUGUCAUUGCUUCAGCCUGUCGAGCACUCGGCAGUCUGGUGAUGAACGAUCUGGUGAAGGAAUCAGUGUCGUCGCCAGACCUUGUGCUGGAGCUACUUGGAUUGCUAAAACGAUACGACCACACUUUGCAGAUUUGUCGAGCUGUGCUAAUUCCCCUGGGAUUUCUUGUCACGAAUGCACUGAUCACAGCGACUUUCAUCGAUAACAACGGCAUUGCACUAACGAUGACGGCAAUGAAGCUCUAUGUUAAAGACACGGAGCUCGUGUGGCACGCAGUUGGAACUCUAAACGGUCUUCACGAGCAAACUCUUGAUAUUCGGCUUCUCUACAGCAUUUUUAACUUUACGGGCAUUCCUCGUCUUGUUGAAGCGGUGGCAUCUCAUCUCGAUACGGAGGAGGUCACUGUUGAAGGUUUCCAGCUUCUGUCUCGACUUGCUGCACUUCCAGACGCUUAUCGCACUAUCAAUGAGUGUAAAGUGUUGGAUCUCGCUUAUGUGGCACUAUUCGCUUACUCAGGAAAAGCUCAUCGCCAUACUCGCCUCGCUAUCAAAAGCAUUUUACACAGUUUCCAGAAGUGUGCUCUAUUCGACCCUCGCGAAUUAGCUCGACGCGAACGUGCGAGUCGCACUGACAUCGCGUUGUAUGCGUUGCUGUUGUUCUGCUUCAUACUCAACUCAUCUUUUGCUCUCUACGGUCAACAUUCAAGCGAUCUCGUCUUUGCUGUUCGGCGUGCCGUCGUGGAUACACCCUGGACUGACGGAUCUUCAUUAGAUUCAACUACGAAGACAUUUCACGACGUAAAUUCCAUUGCAGACGUCUGGAAUUACCUACAGGGACCUGCUCAGAGCGCUCUUUUCCAAGAUACGUGGUACAAUGGUGACAGCUUCGACGAUGACGUGGAUUCUCAGAUAGGAAUCGUGGAUCGAACCAAUAUGCUGCUCGGUGGAGUGGAGCUGCGACUUCUUCGUGUCGACCCAACGUCAUGUAACUUCGGUCUCCCAGACCAAGAAAACGACAAAAACUGGUGUUAUCCGCAUUAUUCCAAAAGUGUAGAACGCAAAUCUCUCGUCUCCCGUUUGCCCUACUUCGAGGACACUUGGAGUGCUUCUAGUAACGAAUAUCAAGCCUAUCAUGGCACCCUUGCAACGUACCCAGGAAGUGGCUAUCGGCGAUUUCUGCCACGACUUGGAGCAAAUGUUUCAAGUGACUGUGAUGCACGUUGCGAAUUUAACAAACUUCGUCAUGGUCGAUGGCUGGAUGAGUCGAGUCGCGCGUUGUUUGUAAAAUUCAAUCUAUACAACGCACCGCUGGAUUUACACUGCGUAGUUCAAAUUCUGUUCGAGUUUGGAGUAGCGACUGCAGGGUCUAAUGAAGGUGGUGGCGGUGAGGUUGUGGCUUCCGCUGAAGUUACACCGCUUCAUUUGAACCAGUAUCCUGGUUUGUUUGUGGUUUAUCCGCGGUUCCUUACGGAGUUGGGGAUUCUGCUGGGCGUCGUGUGGUUUGCACACAAGCAACUUGAUAAACUUUUGCAGUAUCGACUUUUCUACUUCGUGAUCCCGAGCCACAUCGCGGAUUUUUCGAUUGUAGUUUUGUGGAUAGCGAUCCUCGUAUUGCGGCUUCAAUCAGUGGCCCACGCUGCUUUCCCAAUGUUAAUGACGCUCGCUGAAGCAUCCCAUAACUCGUACGUUGACCUUGGAGCGAGUGUGCAAUACUUGCGAACAGAACGGCAUCUUACGGCAGUGUGUGCGGUGUUAAUGUGGUGGCGAAUUGUUCGUCUGGCAAAGAGUAUCAAGGCACUUGAGAGUACUAUUGAUAAGCUGGAACGCGCACAAGGAUUACUGCAGAGCUUCGCGGUGCUACUUGUGGUCUACGUAUUGGGAUUCGCACACGCGGGGGUACUUCUUUUUCCAUCAGCACGCUCAAGUUUUCGAAGCUACUCGGCUGGCAUAGCUACAAUGGCAAGAUCUCUAGCGACAAGGUGGCACUCAAUGGAAAUGUUUGGCCGUGUAGACCAUCAACUUUUCCGCUUACUGUUCCAGUUCUCCACGUCAUUUGUCGUUCUUAAUAUUGUGGUGGCAAUUCUACGUGAGCGCUUUGAUUCCUCUCGAGUGAGAGAGAGAGCAGCCGCAAUCAAUGGAGUAGCCAUGCUAGAGCUCGCUAAACACCAACUCGAAGCGCAUGGCAUGCGUGUGGAGGAAACCUCGCUUGCCAAGAAACUUCGAGCUGCGGCGGCAAAGGGCAUCAAAAAGUUGAAACAUGUAACUCGAGACAUCCUUACGGUGUCGGAUGAAGCUGAAAAGCUCUUGGACUUGAAGAAAGCGUGGGGACUUGAAGAUCAAUUACAGUCCGUUGACGAAGAUGUCGAAGUGGACGUCUCAAGAGACGAAGCCUCAAGCCUUCUGGAAUCCGCUGAAGAAUACGAGCAGAAGCUCGAUCGACAGAUUCAUUUCUUCUCCUCGAGGCUUAACGACACGCUGUCAAGACUCAGCAACUUCCAGUCAUAUCUAGGCGAAGAACUUGGACCCGACGAAAUAGUCGGAGACGUGGUACAGAUCAAGAAACCCAAGCAAGAAGAGCAGUUAGAGUUAGAAGAGAAAGACCUGUUGGCUAUAGAUGACAGCUCAGUCCUGUCAGCUGGACUUCCAGGAGCGAUCAUCCACCCUAACGAAGACGCAGAAGCAUAAAAGUUGUCCUAUGCAAAAGUAAAAUUCCGCUAUUCAAGCAUA